This is a messenger RNA of Symbiodinium sp. CCMP2592, 387 nucleotides long. The record is from the annotation of a GenBank genome assembly. NCBI's taxonomy places the organism in Eukaryota, Dinophyceae, Suessiales, Symbiodiniaceae.
GUUUGGGAGUGCGCUGUAACGCCAGCUGCUAGCUGCGGAAAGAACGUUUGCUUGGCGAUUGGUGGGGCCGUCUUCGUGAAUGUGCUUAUCUUGCUCCCAGUGGAUGGCUGCUCCCUGAAUCCGAAUCGUUCCUUCGGUCCGGCGGUGGUCAGCGCCUUGCGAGGAUGCUCCAACUACCAAGAAGGCGGUCUGGAAGCCUUGUGGAUGAUGUUUUUAGGCCCUCUCGUGGGCGGCCUGCUCGCAGCGUUGAUGCAGCGCCCGCUGCAGCCAGACAAGGCCAUCUUCAGUGGCGAAGAGACUGUGGAUUCCCCAAGGAACGAAGAGCCUUCGAGUCAGCCAGAGGAUGCCCUGAAGGAUGUGCCACCUGAUCGCAUCGAGUCCAUGUGA